GUGGCAAGGCGCAUCGUUAUGAAUUGUCCAUCUGUGCGUGAAAUCAAGGCCAUAUGUGCAUGGGAAAAGCGCAACCAAUCCAAUGAACUUGAGAACUAUUGGAAGAAAAUAAAGGAACGUAUUAGUAAUAUUGGGCCGCUUCCCCGUUUUAUUAUCAGUGAUAGUGCAUAUGAGGAGCGGUGCUCCAGAGUGCAAGAUACAUUGGAUUGUAUUAACGAAUCCAAUAUUUCAGAGUACAAAAAUAUCCUCAGAGGUAAGGGUGAAUGGAAAGAUAAUAGUCCUUCCCAUAAACUAGUAAAAAUAUACCGUGUUGUUCUUAAUAAUGGUUGCGAUGCCCCAAGGAAUAAGUCGAUUACUGUUGCUUUGGGCUUUCAUAUAGUUGCUAAAGUGAUUAAGAUUUUGCACUCCCCUGUUCUGAAUGCACUUUUCACCGACAAGGGCAUGAUCAUUGCCGAGAAAUUUGAAGAGUAUGGAAUUAAUGCUUUUAGA
This is a messenger RNA of Trypanosoma theileri, 489 nucleotides long. RefSeq names its product retrotransposon hot spot (RHS) protein. The annotation marks the transcript as partial. The record is from RefSeq and is a predicted model, not a curated record. The transcript has a single exon. NCBI's taxonomy places the organism in Eukaryota, Euglenozoa, Kinetoplastea, Trypanosomatida, Trypanosomatidae.